AUGCGAGUCGCAGACAGAAAUAGUCUUAUCAAAAUAGCUAGACUCGUUAUCGACCGGGCAGAGAAUAUUCUAGGGCCUGGUAUAAAAGGGACGAUGGCUAUACUGAACUGUCUCCUAGCUCGCCAACUGUGCUUUGAAGAUGCAUCUUGCUCCGCCAUCCUGGAAAUAAUACCGCGUGUUUGUGGAUCUGAACUUGUUGCCUGCUCGACCGUAACUGUGACGAAAUGCCAAGCUGCUCUGAGGACCCUGCAAGCCUUCCCGUUCUUCAAGCCGACCUGCCUCUGUCGAGAACCGAACGUCGAUCCCGAAUGCAACUCGUUUCGCGACUUUUUAUUCGACCAUCCCUGCGUGUUCGUGAUGAAGAAGGAGAAAGACCCGUACCCCGUGGAAACCCUGCCGACCUGUACUUACGCACUGAGCGUCUGCCACAACGAAAAACCCUGCUCUGUUCUGUUCGACCGCUUCAAGAACGCAUGCAAGGCCAGGGAUGGAGAGUGUCGCAUGGAGGAUAGAGAGAGUUGCCGUGAAGCCUGGGCUGGAUUACGUCUAUCCCCACUCUUCGGCUGCAUCUGCCCCAACACCCACAUGAAGAAGCGUUGUGACAGGAUCUUCGCUGUCGUCAACCACAACCCAUGCGUUGCGGCGGCUGGGGGUGAAUGUCCACCGGCGGUGAGAGCGCUGUUUGAGCCGAGGAAGCCAGCGGCGAGAGCGCCACCACUCACGCGGUAUGCAGCUCCAGACGGUACCAUCCUGCUCCUCACCGAGAACGGCACCAGGCUGAUGACACGUGCCGCUGCCGCAAGCCUGCUUCGCGCUGCCCUCCUCUCCCCGCGCCCCCCUCGGCCCCGUCACGGUAAUCCGCCGCCGCACCUCUCUCUAUGUGUCUCUCGGAUUCCGUCGCCUCUUGCACUGCACGCUUGGCUAUGCUUCGUAAGGUAG
Leptosia nina is the source of this 939-nucleotide messenger RNA. The record is from the annotation of a GenBank genome assembly. Lineage: Eukaryota; Metazoa; Arthropoda; Insecta; Lepidoptera; Pieridae.